AUGUCUGUCUCCGAGGCCAAGUUCGACAAGGCUGUCAAGAUUGUGCAGGGCCUGCCCAAAGAUGGGCCCGUGAAGCCCACACAGGAUGACCAGCUUUACUUCUACAAGUACUACAAGCAAGCCACCAUCGGAGACAUCAACACUCCGCGUCCUGGAUUACUUGAUUUCGUGGGCAAGGCGAAAUGGGAUGCGUGGAAGUCGGUCGAGGGCACUUCCAAGGAGGAGUCGCGAACAAAAUACGUCGAGAGGCUGCUCGAGAUUCUGCGGGCGGCGACGGACGAGGAUUCGAAGAAGUACAUUGCAGAGAUCGAAGCUGCGGCGUAA
Laetiporus sulphureus 93-53 is the source of this 324-nucleotide messenger RNA. Its product is annotated as acyl-CoA-binding protein. Lineage: Eukaryota; Fungi; Basidiomycota; Agaricomycetes; Polyporales; Laetiporaceae. Bases 1 to 324 code for a protein of 107 amino acids. The transcript has 5 exons. Gene Ontology annotation, molecular function: fatty-acyl-CoA binding. Gene Ontology annotation, biological process: fatty acid metabolic process. The record is from RefSeq and is a predicted model, not a curated record.